ACGGCUCUCAUCAUACUGCACAGCUGUGUGCGUGCGGGGAUCCGGACACGCGCAUGCUUCUCUCUUUAAUUGAGGAAUCCAGACAGUGUGAGGGACUGAUCUCGGCGAUUAAAGUAUAAUAAUCUGUAACGGACGCAUAUACUUAGCAUUCACCUCACAGGAGGGCAUUCCUUUAAUUUCUUUAGCAACAUAAUAAAAUAAAAUGGACAGCUCAGACAAGGAGAACAGGUCGGAUGAAGAAUUUGAAUCACCCGAGGAAGAAGAGGUGGACCCGAGAAUCCAGGGAGAGCUUGAGAAGCUGAAUCAGUCCACAGAUGACAUCAACAGAUGUGAAACUGAGCUUGAGGAUGCCAGGCAAAAGUUUCGCUCUGUGCUGAUGGAAGCCACUCUAAAGUUAGACGAGCUGGUGAAGAAGAUUGGGAAAGCGGUGGAGGAAUCAAAACCGUACUGGGAGGCCCGGCGGGUGGCACGGCAGACUCAGCUGGAAGCACAGAGAUCCACACAAGACUUCCAGAGGGCCACAGAAGUACUGCGGGCGGCCAAAGAGACCAUCGCCCUGGCUGAACAGAGGCUGUUGGAGGAUGAUAAGCGGCAGUUUGACUCGGCCUGGCAGGAGAUGCUCAACCACGCAACACAGCGAGUGAUGGAGGCCGAGCAGAUAAAAACACGCAGUGAGCUACUGCACAAGGAAACUGCUGCUAAAUACACUGCCGCCAUUAGUCAUAUGAAACAGCUGGAGAAGAAGCUCAAACGCACCAUCAACAAGUCUAAGCCCUACUUUGAAAUGAAGGCAAAAUAUUACUUGCAGCUUGAGCAACUGAAGAAGAAUGUGGAUGACCUCCAGACCAAGCUGACACAGGCUAAAGGGGAAUACAAGUCAGCCCUGAGAAACCUGGAGAUGAUCUCUGAUGAGAUCCAUGAGCGCAGACGCUCCUUAGGCAUAGGCCCGCGGGAGAGAGGCGUGGGGGCAGAGGGUGAUGGUGGUUUUGGUGAAGACUUGUCUGGCUUUAAAUUGGAGUCUGAUGGAAUUUCAAUGGCAUCUGGGUCCUACGAGGAUGAAAACUGCAGCACCAGUGCCAUGUCCAUGGAAGACUCAGAGACUCAGUCCAACAGUAGCAUCAGUUCUGGGCCGAACAGCCCUCUGGACUUGCCCUGUCCUUUCUCCUCCUCCUCAUCUGCCUCUGGCUCUCCGACCUCCACCUCUCCUACCCGUUCCUCUCGCCCCUGCAGUCUGGACCUGCCCAGCACCGUCUCUUUGUCUGACUUUAGCCUGAUGUCUCCCAUCCUCGGCCCACGCAGUGAAUGCAGCGGCGCCUCCUCCCCUGAGUGUGACCUAGAGAGAGGUGACAGAGCAGAAGGUGCCGAGGCUGUAUUGGACAACGUUCUCAAUAACAAUAGCAACACCAAAACAACCUUUGGCCUAGAUAGCCGUUUCUGCCUGCUGUCUCUAAAACUUAGCCAAAAUGAAAGCAGAAAAAACAUUGGCGGAGACCCCCUGGGUCUGGCUCAGCACACCGCCCCAGUCACAAUCCUGCUUGAUGGGAUGUGACUGCAAUGCCUGCUACACCAAUGUAUCUGAUGCAUUCAUCCACAUUCCGUGCGAGAAGCACUGGCAGUCACCCGUCCUCCACUUCACCAGUAUGUCAUCGCAGCCCAUUCCUCUCACUGUCUAGAAUGUUCCACCAUCUUUCAGACUGAACUUUCACUCGAUCUUACGGGUGUGAGAAAAGCAAACCGUGACAAUGUGCUGAGGAGACAAAUCUGCCAUUUGGAGGGGCAUAUAACUGAGUUAAGCUUUGAAAAGAAGACAAACAUCUCUGUAAAACACAAUUAACGUUCCAGAUCUAGAGAGACUCAAGACACUUAAGGAUGGCGUUAGCACUUGUCUUUUUACUUAUAAAAUGCAUAUGAGAUUCAUUAUGCUCUAAAUUUAUGCCACUGGUUGUCUUUGAUGUCUUUGUAACUGUGUCAUGGAAAAUAUACAGUCAUUUGUGUGGCAGUAUAAUGUUACAACCAUUACCGAGUUCUUGUAUAUCAAGGACAUCGGCGCAUGAUCUCGCUUCAGCCUGAUGCUCAACAGACUCGCCGGCACAUGCUUCAUCAAGACUUCCAUCUUCAAAAACCUCCAGAGGAGCUUCUGCGUUGUAACGGUGACUUACAAGGAAGUGAAGCCAACCACCUGCAUCACAGGUCACCACCUCAAUGUUAUCCAGGGAACUGGAGCAGCUACGGGCUGAUCCAUACUGGUCACUUUCACCUUCCUCCAUAAUGUGAGGAAGCUUCUUCACCUUCCACCAAAUCCACCGCAUGCCACCCAAUUCUCUCUCCAUGUAAAGAACAAUCUUUUUCAAUAUAAAUAGAAAGAGAGCAAUAGAUUCAGAUUCACUAUGUUGUUGUGCAAGACAAUGGUUCAGAAAGUAGCAUAAAAAGCUGGACUGCUGUACUUGCAACUGUUGCACUGUGAGGGGGGCAGAAAGCUUUUGGGAAUGAUUUGAUGGGUCUCGGUGGGGGAUCUGCUGCACUGAUGAAGAGGACAAUUACUGAAUGUUCCAUUCAGCUUCUGCGUGCAGUAGCCACAGAUUUUGAGACCGAUGGCACAGCUUCAGGUCUAGUAAGUAGGCUGUGUGGUGUUUUUGUGUGACCUUGUGUCUCAUCUUUUUCUCUAUUUUUUUGGCCUUUUCAAACAUUCUUCUUCCGUUUGUUUUGUUAGUUCUUUGGUUAUUGUCAUUUUGAGAACUGAUGGUGAGGAAAGAAAACUUGUAGCAGUAUUUAAGUGAUUUAUGGCGUUUAGUCAUUUGUUGUUUACAAAGCUUGUGUAAUUGUUUGCAGACUGAAAUAAAAUGAUACCUGAAAUGA
Cyprinus carpio (common carp) is the source of this 2856-nucleotide messenger RNA. RefSeq names its product SH3 domain-binding protein 5-like. NCBI's taxonomy places the organism in Eukaryota, Metazoa, Chordata, Actinopteri, Cypriniformes, Cyprinidae. Gene Ontology annotation, biological process: negative regulation of protein tyrosine kinase activity; intracellular signal transduction. Gene Ontology annotation, cellular component: cytoplasm. The record is from RefSeq and is a predicted model, not a curated record. Gene Ontology annotation, molecular function: protein kinase inhibitor activity.